Messenger RNA from Thyridium curvatum, 420 nucleotides. RefSeq lists its product as uncharacterized. The record is from RefSeq and is a predicted model, not a curated record. The transcript has a single exon. The coding region runs from base 1 to 420 and encodes 139 amino acids. NCBI's taxonomy places the organism in Eukaryota, Fungi, Ascomycota, Sordariomycetes, Thyridiales, Thyridiaceae.
AUGACAGGAAUAUAUAUAGUUGUGCAUCUAUCUAUCGCCCACACCGUUUCUCCCACCGUUCAAAAAACAACCUCAGCGGCAAAACCGGCACAGCCCCCUAACCCGCCGGUACACCAUAGCGUCGUUCCUCCGACACGCGCCGCACGCGACCCGUGGAGCCCCACCGCCGCCGCCGCCGCCGCCGCCGCCAGCACCGGCGAAGCAGCGCCAGCCCCGGACGAUCGCCCGCCGGGCCCGGCUGACCGCCGUCUUCCACCUCGCCUCCUGACACGUCCUGCGCUCCGUCGUCUUCCACGAGUCGCCGCACCGGCCGCAGACGGCGUUGACGGACUCGAGGUGGCACAUUCUUGGCUUGUGGUCUCUGUUCUCUCUCUCUCUCUGCACAAAAAUGGGGGGAAUGAGCAAGAGAGUAAGAAGUAA